AGAUCAGAACAAAGAGUAAAUUAACAAUAACAAAGAAUGAUGAAGUUCCAAAAGACAAAAAGGUAAAAAACAGUGAUUACAUUAAUUGGAUGCAGUUUCUGGAACCAAAAACCACUGAAGAUCUUAUUAUCCAUCCAAAGAAAAUUGAGGAUAUCAGGAAAUGGUUCAUGUUAGGUCAACAAUUGGGUAAAAGUAACAGGAUCUUGCUUCUAAUUGGAGCUUCUGGAUCUUCAAAGUUAUCAGCUAUGAAAGUAAUCAGCAAGGAGUUUGAUUUUAAUGUCUGUGAAUGGAUAUUUAAGGCUGAGGUUGACAGAGAACUCUUAAUGGAAGAUGGAGAUCGUGGAUAUCAUUAUAAGAAGCAAAGUGAAUUGUUUCAGGAAUUUCUCAUCAAAGUGUCUCGCUAUAACUCAAUAUUCUCACAAAAGGAACGGAUUUUAAUAGUUAAAGAUUUUCCAAAUACUUUUUUGAGAAAAGGGAAUGAAGAAGAGUUUUGGACGAUACUGAAGAAAUAUAAAAGCAUCGGAACUAAUCCUUUAGUCUUCAUCCUAACGGACACAAACUCAAAGUCCUUAAAUAUUGAAAUGAAUCUAUUUCCAGACAAGAUUAGAGGACAAUUAGGAAUCGACACCAUAAACAUGAAUCCAAUAUCCACAACAUUGAUGAAGAAAGCACUGAAGCAAAUUUGUGCCAAAAUGAAGGAACACGAGCAUGUAGACAGUAAAUUUAUUGAACCAACUCAAAGUAUUAUCGACGAUAUUAUAGCACAAAGUCAAGGAGACAUUAGAAAUGCCAUAAUGAACCUACAACUAGUGUCACAGCAAGGCAGCAUAGAUUUAAGUAUGCAGACUAAGUCAAGAACCAAGAAAGCUGGAAAAGCAAAGAAAACACCGACUGAUAAAAUUAAUAAAGGUGUUGGACGAGAUGAAGUCCUUGGAAUUUUUCAUGGUGUUGGACGUGCUUUACAUGCAAAAAAGGAAGAGGAUCCGGAUACAAAGAAAAUCAAGCUUACACACAAUCCAGAUUCAGUUGCUGACUGCUUCUUAUCACAACCUGGAAAUUACAUUGAACUUCUUCAUUCCAAUUACUUGAAGACAUUCAGUUCCAUUGAUGAUGUCAAAGACUUUACUAAAAUUAUGUCAGCAUCGGAUAUUUUCCAAACAGAAUACAGAAACGCUGAUAAAUUGCAUGUCCUUAAUUUAAAUCUUGUUAUUAGAGGUGCAAUGGUAUGUAAUACUGAGCCAGCAAAAGGAUUUCGUCCUAUAACUGGAUAUGCCAACAAGAAAUUCAGGAGUGUCGAAGAGAAAUGCCUUCAAGAAUAUUUGAGCCAAUCCACAGAAUUUAAUGAUGGUCAUCGGAUGUCACUCAAAGAUUAUUUUGUAGACUAUACUGGCUAUUUAAAGCUAUUCAAAUCGUUUGGUGCUGGUUCAUCUAGCUUGUAG
Molecule: messenger RNA, 1439 nt
Organism: Chironomus riparius
Lineage: Eukaryota; Metazoa; Arthropoda; Insecta; Diptera; Chironomidae
Source: the annotation of a GenBank genome assembly